Molecule: messenger RNA, 1509 nt
Organism: Spodoptera littoralis (African cotton leafworm)
Lineage: Eukaryota; Metazoa; Arthropoda; Insecta; Lepidoptera; Noctuidae
Source: the annotation of a GenBank genome assembly
AUGAAGAAUGUGUCAGCUUUAAAAUCAGAUUCCACUAACUCUCCCAAAACUCCUGGCGGGAUCAGUAAGUCUCUUUUAACUCCUUGUCGAAGAGUUGGUCUUUCACGGAAUUGGAGAAACAAGGGACCUUCGCCGUUUAUAUCUCCUCUGUCUGGCAGUACACCGACUUUAAGAGAAGUAACCAAUGAUACGAGGAAGCGAAAAUCUCUUGUUCUAGACGACAAUAUUGAAAAAACUUCCGAAGUGUCUGAUGUUGACAACACAAGUGAAAUUCAAGUAGAACAAAGUAGCGAAAUUGAUAAAACCCCGUCCAGAAAUGUUCAAUUGCCUCGUAAAAAGAAAUCUAAGACACUAUUAAUAGCUAUAAAUCGUUCUCAAGAGGAUGUGAGUGCUAAUUUAGAAGUAACUAAUGAAACCAGUGCAAUAACCAUAAAGGAAGACACUUCUGAAGACGUAAGUGUUCAAAACAUUGAGAAUAUUGACGAAGUUUCCACUCCAGUAAGGACUAGGUCGAAAAAAUCGAAAAAGCAAUCUCCAAGAGUAAGAGCUCUUUCUAAAAAUAAUAAAAAUGCAGAUAUAGCAUCAGAAGUAAGUGCCAAUGAGAUAAAUGAUAUCAAAAUUGGCUCAGAUACUGAAAAUUGUAAGGACCCAAAAGAUGAAGAAUACAAAAUCAAAGAAAGAAGUCCAAAUGAUUUAAGAAAAGAGUGUAUAGUUGUCAUACAAAGAAAGAUAUUUAAGAAAACCGAAGAUAGUAAUACAGAUACAAUGAAAAAUGAAGAGAAACAUGAUAACUCCACAUCUCAAGCAUUAUUUGAUUCUGAUUCAGAUGAGAUACCUUUAAAUCAAUUAAAUUCAGCAAAAAAUAAGUCAGAGAAAGCUAAUGAAGAAGAGAAGAAAACUACAACAGAGAAUAUAAUUGACAUUACCGAAGAUGAUGAUUUUGUGGACAAAUCAACCAAAGUAAAUGUUAACAAAGUCAAAGAGAAAGAAAAGAAAUCUCCUAAACAUAAAUUAAAAACCAAUAAACCACUGAAACUUAAAACAGAAAAAGUCAAAGUACAACCUAAACCAUCUUCACAAAGCUCUUACGAUGAUGAUGAUGAUGACUUUGACACCAACAAAAAAACAAUUAUAAUCAGGAAAACAUAUGAAAAAGUUAGCAAACCUUUAAAAGCUAAGUCUACUGGUUCCAUAACCCAACAAGACAUUGAUGAACUUAAAGCAAGGAUAGAGACAAAGAAAAAACUCCUGUUAGCGCAAUCCAUAAACCCAGAUACGGCAGAAUUAAGGAAUUUAAUAAAAAAAUGGCAAAAGGGAUGUCAAAAUGCUUUGAUGGAACUAUUAGACCUAAUGAAAACUAAGUUUCAUGAUAAACAGGAUAUGGACUAUGCUGAAAUGUUGAGAACUUUGAAAAUACCUCCAUCUUUAGUUGGCUAUGAUGCUGAAAAUGAUUGUUUUAACGAACCUAAUGAUGCUAGCAUUAUCUUACAUAAAUUCCAGGAUUUAUAG